AUGUCCGACAUACAGCUCUACCUGGUCGAGGCCGACAAGAACAAGGACGAGGCUGGAAGGCUGGCCGCUAGUUCUGCUGCUGCUCUUGCCAAUGGGGACCUCAAGCUCGUCCAACUCAUCGAAAAUGCCGGAGAAUACAUCAAUCACGAGGAUGCAAACAUGCGAAUCAAGUCGCUUUCCUACCUGGCUGAUGUCCUGGAACAAGUCGCCCCCAAGGUCUUGAAGGGUCAACAGCGUAAUCUCCUAUGCGGCUUCAUUCUUACCAGAGUUGCCGAUGAUAGCGAGGGUACAGGCCAUUGUGCAAGGGCACUUAUGGCCCUGGAGAAGCUGGGUAAAUGGGACUCGGAUACUGCGGCCAACAUUGCAAAUACGUGGGUUGUUCCGGUCCAAUUAGGCAGUAAAGCACGCGACUAA
Messenger RNA from Aureobasidium uvarum, 414 nucleotides. Lineage: Eukaryota; Fungi; Ascomycota; Dothideomycetes; Dothideales; Saccotheciaceae. The record is from the annotation of a GenBank genome assembly.